AUGAAGCUCACCACUUCCCUCAUCCCACUGCUCCCUCUGGUAUCUGCCAACAUGGGCAUCUACUGGAGCAUGGAAAACGUCACCUCCUCCGGCCUAAAAGACAUCACCUUCCCCAUGGCCAUGCCCAACACAAAACACGAGACCGGCCUCUACUACGCCCAACAAUUCCCCUUCAUCGACGCCGGAGGCAUCGGGUACACCGGCCUGCAGCCAAAGCCCGACACCGCCAACGGAAGCAUCAUCCACGCCGUCUUCUCCAGCUUCGCACCGGGAACAACAACAACCGAUCACGCGAACUGCGCAGAUGGCGCAGACGGCGGCCCAGGCGUGAGCUGUGCCGUUGAGAUUCCCGCACCGUAUGCGCAUCUGUACCAUCUGGUGAUCAGAAACACGAACGGGACGACCUGGACGGGCAUGCUUGUUGAUGCGGACCGUGGAAAUAAAACGCAUAUUGGCACUUAUACUCUUCCGGCUGGCUCGAAGGGGAUUUCGGGGUCGCAUAUGGGCUUUGUGGAGUGGUUUUUGUUCAAUGUCCAGGAGGCAGAAGAUAAGGGCGAGUGUGAUACUAUGCCCAGGGCUGCGGUGACGUUCUAUCCGCCGAAAAGUAAUAGUACGUCCUCUGGUAAGGGGGUUGGGGAGUUGGGUGAGCCGUAUCCGUAUGGUGGGUGUGAGGAGGAUGGGAACUACCAGUGGAAGGCUGUGAAUGGCGGGGGGUAUAGCAUAAGUGCUGGCUAUGUGUAG
Aspergillus versicolor CBS 583.65 is the source of this 741-nucleotide messenger RNA. RefSeq lists its product as uncharacterized. The record is from RefSeq and is a predicted model, not a curated record. Bases 1 to 741 code for a protein of 246 amino acids. NCBI's taxonomy places the organism in Eukaryota, Fungi, Ascomycota, Eurotiomycetes, Eurotiales, Aspergillaceae. The transcript has a single exon.